ACGGCAAACGUCGACGUCCUCCUGAAGAGGAGAUUGUAGACCGUCUUUGAGAGCGCCAUGUCGAAGAUGCAGUGCGCAGUAGCGGAAGCACAGAGUUCUUCCGUUUCCGGUUAAAUUUCUCUGCAGGACAAGUCCACCUGAGAAACCAUGUCGACGACGAACAAAUAAUUACAAAUAUCAGAGGACAGCAAUUUUAUCCGAGGUGUUUGAAAGCUCCCUAUUGAGAGCCUUCAGCAUGGGGAAGAGGUACUACUGUGACUACUGUGACCGGUCCUUUCAGGACAACAUGCAUAACCGGAAGAAACACCUUAAUGGAGUUCAGCAUCACAGAGCAAAAAAAGCCUGGUUUGACCAAUUUAGAGAUUCUGCUGCUAUUUUAUAUGAUGAACAGGUAAAAAAAACAUGCAGGAAGUUUCUCCUAAAAGGAUUUUGUGAUUUUGGCGCAAACUGCAGGUUUUCUCACAUGAGUGAAGAGGAGCAGUUGAUGUUAAAAAGACAAUUAGAAGAUGAAAAACAAAACAAAGAAGAUGCGGCUGACAGGAUGAUGGCUGGGCGAAGCGUACAGGAGUGGCUGUCGAAAAGGGAGAAGAGGAAGGCCGCCCUUAGUAGCAAAGGAGAUCUAAAAACUAAAGAGGACCGCGAGGAGGUUGAAGAAGACAAUGAGAUCCCUCAUCAACUCCUCUCUAUGCCUGACCUCCCUCCCUCACUGCUGCCUCCUCCUCCAGGAGGAUGGAGAGUCUUUGUGAACGCCGAGUGGGAUUAAUACAACCUCGGUUUCAGGACGCUGCCAAAUGUGCCUAUCACAUUUAAGUCUGUCAUUAAGAAACUGAAAUGUUUGCAUCUUGAUAAGAAGUUUGGGGAUUUUUCAAAAUAAAAUACUGACCAUUCCAGAUCAUUUUAAAGCAAAAUUUAGAGAUGCUCUACAAAUAGUAGUCUGGUUUUGUGGCACAGAUUUCACACAGUACUCAUGCUUAGGCAUUAUUAGUAAAAUGUCCAUAUACAUUUGAACAAUUCCCAUGGCUGUCAAGCACUGCAUCAGUCAGCUGCACAGUCCCUGAGGAAAUGAAUGAUUUAUGAACAGAUGCAGUAUACAUACAUAUGUGUAACUUUUCUCAUAGUUUGAGCCAGAUAUUGGAUUCUCAGACUUUCCUCUGCUUCUAACCCAGCAUCAAGAAAUAAUCUACAACUGCAAACAUUUUAUCCUCUUAAUGAUGUUUAUGUGACAUAUGUUUAAACUUGUCAGAUGCUUAAAAUUUUUAUUUUGGGACUUGCAGAAGCAUUUUUUACAUAAGUUAGUAGACAAAAAUUUCGUCAAUUUUUUUUUUUUAAGUAGCUUUAAUUUAGUUAUUUUUUUCUCUUUUCAGAAAAAGAUGACUGCACUGACUAAAUAAAGCAAACUUCAAUGACUAUGUAUCUAUUUUUGAACAAAGCAUUUCUUUUGAACUGUUAAUAAAAUAGUUUUUUUUUUCAAAAAAUGUACACUUUAACUCUGGUUAAGCAUGGUAGUAGAAGCAUAGUAGUGUGGGGAUGCAUUACCACGUCAAGCAUAAUGACCUUUAUUUGUGAGGUAAAGGAUUGUGGUAAUAGUUGACCGACUUUUUUUCACUUCUAGUUAAAUUGUUGCUCACUUCUUGAUCUUCCAGAAAGACAUUGACCCAAAACAUAAUUUAUUUAAUUAAUUUAUUUAUCCCAUGUUGGGGAAAUUCUUUAUGUUCUUAAUGUUCUGUAUGAUUUAGAUGAAUUUAAGCAUUUUAUGGCAGAAGGAUGACCUAAACUUUUUCAAAAUUUUCUUCACAUUAUUUACUAUGUUGAAAAGGAUUUUGUCCCUGCUCGCUUGUAACUUAAAUGUCCCUAAAACACUUUUAGUUUCAUAAUUUCAACAGACAUUUUGUUAUGAUUAUUCUUUUGUUUGUUCUUUACAAAGGAAGCUGACUAUUUUGAUCAGACAUGCUUUCCUAAGACAAAUAGUCUUAUAUGGAAAUUUGAUCCUGAGGGUUUUCAUAGAAGUGUGAUUUGUGACUUUCUUCAUCCAAACUUUUUGCUAUUUUUAGAAAAAUGCUUUCAUCAAAUGGCGGUCUGACUACAGCACUUCACAGAAAUGUUCUUCAUGACUAUUCGGAGGCUGGACCAAGCAGCAAGGCAACUUUUCAUGAUUGACAGUGAAAAAAUCUGAUAGCAUGGCAUACCAUCCAAACUUCCCCAUUUUCUUAUCUGAAAAUGACUUGAAAAUGAAAAUGAAUUGAGAUGUUUUUUUUUUUAUCCCUGACCCAGUCAGUGCAUUGAUUAUAUGCUGUUUUUAGAAGAGCUUCACAUUUUUGUAUGGCUGCAUCUACAUGGUGUCAUAACGUUUUCCCAUUUAA
Oryzias latipes (Japanese medaka) is the source of this 2360-nucleotide messenger RNA. RefSeq names its product zinc finger, matrin-type 5 (gene zmat5). NCBI's taxonomy places the organism in Eukaryota, Metazoa, Chordata, Actinopteri, Beloniformes, Adrianichthyidae. The record is from RefSeq and is a predicted model, not a curated record. Gene Ontology annotation, cellular component: U12-type spliceosomal complex. Gene Ontology annotation, molecular function: zinc ion binding.